Messenger RNA from Paraphaeosphaeria sporulosa, 771 nucleotides. Its product is annotated as mitochondrial carrier. Lineage: Eukaryota; Fungi; Ascomycota; Dothideomycetes; Pleosporales; Didymosphaeriaceae. The record is from RefSeq and is a predicted model, not a curated record. The annotation marks the transcript as partial. The transcript has 2 exons. Gene Ontology annotation, biological process: transmembrane transport.
GACGGUCAAGGCUACACCGGCGUGCUUGACUGCUUCAGGAAGAUAAUCAGGAAGGAGGGCGCGUCGAGACUAUAUCGUGGGAUCACAGCGCCGAUAUUGAUGGAGGUACCUAAAAGAGCGAUCAAGUUCUCGUCGAACGACACCUUCGGUCCCUUCUACCAGCGACUUUUCCACGUACCAGCCCUUACGCAGCCCCUCGCGGUGCUCACAGGAGCAAGCGCUGGCGCAGUCGAAAGCCUAGUAGUAGUGCCCUUCGAGCUACUCAAGAUCCGACUCCAAGACAAAACAUCUGCUUCUCGAUACAACGGACUUGUCGACUGCUUCAGCAAGGUGGUGCGGCAGGAAGGAAUCUUGGCGUUAUAUAAUGGCUUCGAGGCCACACUUUGGCGACACAUUGUCUGGAACGCUGGAUACUUCGGAUGCAUCUUUCAGGUGCGAGCUCAGUUGCCUGACCCAUCGAAGUCCGCGAACCCCAAAGCACAAAAGACCGUUAAUGACCUGGCCGCCGGCUUUGUUGGAGGUGUUGUUGGUACCACAUUCAACACGCCGCUUGAUGUGGUCAAGAGCCGGAUACAGAGCGUUGCAAAGGUCAAGGGCGUAAGAGGCAGAUAUGAAUGGGCAUGGCCCAGCUUGGGUGUCGUAGCAAGAGAAGAAGGACUGAAGGCGUUGUAUAAAGGUUACGUAGCUAAGAUACUCAGAUUCGGGCCUGGUGGUGGUGUGUUACUGGUCGUCUACUCCGCGGUGGUAGACAUGUUAGGGAAGGUUGCAUAG